This is a messenger RNA of Clonostachys rhizophaga, 1047 nucleotides long. Lineage: Eukaryota; Fungi; Ascomycota; Sordariomycetes; Hypocreales; Bionectriaceae. The record is from the annotation of a GenBank genome assembly.
AUGGCACCAGCAUCCCGUGUACUCAAAUUCGACCGCACGGACGACGAAUCCCGGUAUGUUCUUCUCAAUGUAGCCUCGCGGGGUUCGAAACCCUUGGAUCUCAGGAUCGAGGCUACCGAGGGUGAUGAGGAGUACGCUCAGAAUCUAAGGCACGAUAAGGUCGUGUCACACCGGGUCAAGAACUGCCCUGUGACGGAAUCAGAGUGGCAAGCUAUCCUAGAACGUAUGUUCACCCAGGAGCCCCAGCCUGAUAUCCAGGUCACUGCCACGGUUGAGACAGGGACUUCCAUCACAGUCACCGUUCGCAAAUCGGUGCAGGGAAUCACGCAACGGCUCGGUGCCAUCACCAUCGCCGUAGCGCCAGAGUCAGGGUUCAAUGUCCUUGAUUGGUGUGCCACUGCUGUGGAUGCAGCCGCUGAAAGCAAGGCUCUGACGGCCAGUACCGCGACCAAGAUUCAAGACUUGCAGUCCACCAUAGCAGAUCUAAAGAACCAACUCGAUGAGCUGAUCAAAGCCAAGGAUGAGGAUGAGACGGCGCUACUCUUCAAGUUCAGGGAUCUCUUAAAUGAGAAGAAGGUCAAGAUCCGGGAACAGCAGAAAGUCAUUGAGAGUGCACCUGUUACAAGAGUUGAUGACUCUCCUGAAGUGGCAGAACCGGUAGAAGCAGAACCCCCUAAGAAAGGGCGUAAAGCUGCUGCUUCGCGAGCGUCGAAGAGAAAGGCACCACCAACAAAAGUCGAAGAGGAGCCCGAGCAGGAGGAGUUUGAGCCAAUGGAUGUGGACAGGGUCAAGUCUGAGCCAGAAGAGACGGAGCGUGAAGAUGACUCCGAGGCGACGGCUUCAACUAGUGAUGCCGAGGAGGACGAUGUGCCUGUCAAGGAGACCACGAGCAAAAGCAAAAGCAGUGCCCCAGCAACAAAACCUCCAACUACAGCAUCGCAGCCUCCACCUCCUCGAACGUUACCGUUUGGGAAACAGAGAGCAGCGGCCUCGACAAAGGCCCCUGCUCCUGUAGAAAGUGAGACAGAUUCGGACGAUGAAUUAUAA